GCACCUGCCGCGGCGGGGGCCUCGGUGACAUUGGGGCUCGGUGGUAGACGGGGGAGGCACCGCUGCGGAGCCCGCAGAGAGUGAGACCUUCACUCGCACCCAUCUCUGCCACACCGCCGCCUCCACCGCCACCACCACCACACCACCACCAUGCUACGCGUUGUCCUCACCCACGCCAAGAAGCACCCGGCCUUGAUCCCUCUGUUUGUGAUCAUUGGAUCUGGAGGUGUUGGUGCAGGCCUGUAUCUCAUGCGUUUGGCAAUGUUCAACCCUGAUGUCAGCUGGGACAAGAAGAAUAACCCAGAACCUUGGAACAAAAUGGCUCCCAGUGACCAGUACAAGUUCUACUCGGUUAAUGUGGACUACAGCAGGCUGAAAAAGGACCGUCCUGACUUCUGAAAACACAGUUAUGUCCGUGAGCUGCACAGAAUGGUCUUCCGGAAGCCGUCCGCACAAGUGUCGUGCUUGAUCACCCAGGAAAUWAUCAAACUUGCCUCACACAGCACUCGCUCAUGUGUUUGACUCUGUUUUGAUGAGGCUUAAUAAAAGUUUAAAACUUGAA
Messenger RNA from Malurus melanocephalus (red-backed fairy wren), 562 nucleotides. It is a transcript of the gene COXFA4, whose product is annotated as NDUFA4 mitochondrial complex associated. The coding region runs from base 151 to 399 and encodes 82 amino acids. NCBI's taxonomy places the organism in Eukaryota, Metazoa, Chordata, Aves, Passeriformes, Maluridae. The transcript is spliced from 4 exons. The record is from RefSeq and is a predicted model, not a curated record.